GCCCUCAAACACGCGGAAUUUAUCUGGCUAUAAUCCACUAAAUCCGUUUUGUUUCAAAUAUCACCAUUUUCCAAGAAAAUGCAAUUUUCCAUGAAAGGUCCCAAAAUAUCGGUCAGCUGAAUAUUGGUACCCCUACGGGCCCGAUGAUCAGGGUAUAAAAACUAAUGUGGUCUAGCACCCAACAAGUGCGCGUCUCCAUGGCAGCGAAACCGGCGAUUUUCGCCCGUUUCCACUUAAAAUAAGACCCUUUUUAUAAUCGAAAUUUGACUACUAAAACUGAUUGGAAUCGGUCCAGAAUUGAUGUUAAACUGUUCCUAAGGCUUUAUACUAUUUUUCCAUGUACAAAUCAUAAGGUAAAAACCUUUUCUUAUACCCGAAAUCAUCGUCUGAAAAUGGUCGAUUUUGACGUCUACCCGCGAUUUUGAUGCCGAGUUUUACGGCGGUUUUGACAACAUGACAUGACGUCAACGUGAGCAGUCAACGUCAACGUGGAUGUAUCGGCUCGGACUUGCUUCUUAUUUUUAUUGAUAAAAUGCUUAAAUUAGCUCAGAAUUUCCUGAAAUUGGUGUGAAAUUAUUCAAGAGACUCUGUAGAAUCCGAUUAUGUGCAUAUCUUCUAUCAAAUCAAGUUCUUUUAGCCGUGAUAAUUCUUGUGACAGUGUUUUCAUGUGACAAAAGGACUCAUACAUGGCAUUUUGGGUGCGGGAGUGGAGGUUUAAUGUGGACUAUUUAUUUAUUUUACCACAAAAUCUAACUGUGGAUCAUUGUUAUUAUUUGAAUAAGUUGUAAAGAAAACGCAAGCGUUAAAGUUUUUAGGUUAGCAAUAAUAAUUAUUAGGCUUAUUAGAUCUGCAUUUUGCUUUGCAACAGUGAUAAACCAAGCCAGCAAGCAAAAAUUUUGGACAAAUUUGGAUCAUUGAAUUCUAUUGUAUUAUUUGGUUUUUCAUAGUUCCAUUUUACAAAAUCAAAGGAUCUCAAGCAAUAAUUAUUGGACUCAUAUAUUGACAAAACAAGCAAGCAAGCAAAGUUUUUGGAAAAAUUUGACUCAUUGCACCAUAUAGUACAUAUUUGUCUUCUAUAGUUCCAUUUUACAAAAUCAAAGAUGCCAAAAAUGAGUAAAAAGUCUGCUAAGACAAAGAGCCUCCAGAAAAAAGAAAAAUAUUUAUCCAAGAAGCUGGCAAAAAAAGAGAGUGGCACCAAUGACAAAAAUUUAGAAACCUUAGGUAAGGAAGUACAUUUGCAACAAAAGUUGCCCAAAGAUAAGAUUCCAGAGGAUAGUACAAGAAAGGUAAAUUUUAAUAAAACUGUAAUUGAGUCUAAUAAGCGAAAAUCAUUAACGGUUAUUGAUGACAAUGAUGCAUUGUCAUCAAAAACUGUAACUCAGAAAAAACAAAAAGUUAUUGAUUCUUUUAAAAAGCUAUCCCAUACAGAUGAAAUUGAGAAUAAUGAAAAGGAGGCGGAACAUACUAGAACCAAUUGCCCAACAAAGUUUGAACUAGCUUUAAGAGAAGGCCCCACCAUUGUAUGCAGUUGUUGUUUGCGAUUAUGGUUUCCCACUUCAUGUAAAAAAAUAGAUCUACAAGUGCUAAAAAACAAAUUUGGAAACCAAUUCACUACACAAAUUUGCAAUGAUGAUGGGGUUUUCUUCUGCAAGUCUUGCUCAUCAAAUAUUUAUAAAGGACAAUUGCCAAAGUUCUGGUCCGGCAAUCACAAUAUUGUUCACCCUAUACCAGUUGAGCUAAAAGAUCUGACUAUCCUUGAAGAAAGGAUGGUGUCGGCCAGGUUACCUUUCAUGCAAAUCCGGCAGGUAGGAUAUGCACGACAGUGUUACAUAACUGGCCAAAUAGUCAAUGUCCCUAUAAAUAUAGAUACUUCGACCAAAUUAUUGCCUAGAAAUGUAGAGGAGACACAAACUAUUCAGGUUAAGCUCAAGAGAAAAAUGAACUAUAAAAAUGAUUAUCUCCUGGAAACCAUACGGCCCGCAGUUGUUUUAAAAGCAGCAAGAUUUUUGUGUCAACAACCUCUUUACAUACAAGAAGGUAUAAAGCAAUCAGAUGAUUGGGAAAAAAAUAUUAAUGACUAUAUACGAUCUCAAGUAGAAUCCUCUACACAGAUCUUAAAUGAAGGCUCAAAAGUGGUGGACGUGAAUUCUAAAACAGUGUGUAGUGAAAACUUUGAAGAAUUGUUCGAUAAUGCGUUUUUCGAAACAAUGGAAGUGCCCCUAGAAUCUAAGAAUGACGAUAAAAAUAUUCAAGCAGAAUCUUCAAUUGAAAAAAACACCAUAUACAAUUUAGAUGAAUUCUUAGAUGAAGAAGAAGAGCCCUUAAAUCCUGGAGGCCAAGAAACUUUGCUUGACAAAUGUAACCUAGAAAAUAUCUGUUUUGCCCCAGGAGAAGGUAAAACGCCAAUACAUUUGAUGCUUGACCAGUUUAGCGAUGAACUCUCAUUUCCUACACUUUUCUGUGGACAUGCUAAGCAAUUUCUUACAAAAUUCUCCUAUUCUGACCAGACGAAAAUACUACUCCAGCACAAAGACAGGCGAUUUGCAAGGACAGACUAUCUGUUGUAUACCUUUAAAAAACGUCAACUAAUCCAAUUAUCCAGUGCAAUUGCAACAUGUCUCAGGAAAAAGAGGAAUGAGGAUGGAAAAUAUACAGCUGGACAAGUAAAACAAGCAAAUUUUCUAGACCAGCUGAUUCGAAGUGACAUGGGAUUCCAUUUUCUUGGUAAAAUUGCAGGUUCACCUGCUUAUUGGAAACACGAAAAGACAAAAUUACUGUGUAUGAUUCGUCAAUUUGGAAUCCCUACACUGUUCUUUACCGUUUCAGCAGCCGAAACCGCAUGGCCCGAAUUAAUCAAGGUAUUAGCACAAGUUAUUGAUCAAAAAGACGUUACUUUAGAGGAGGCUGCGAGUAUGCCCUACUUAGAAAAAACUCGCUUAAUUAGAACAGAUCCGAUAACUUGUGCCAGAUACUUUGAUUAUCGGUUCAAACUGCUAUUCAAGCAUAUGAAGAGUCAAAAUGGACCCUUUAAACAAAAUCCCAUAGAGCAUCAUUAUUACCGCAUAGAAUUUCAACAUCGUGGGUCUCCUCAUGUUCACGGGUUAUUGUGGUUAUCUAAUGCUCCAAAAUUCCAAGAAACACCAGAAAGUUUCAAAGAGUGUGCCGAAUUCGCGAACCGGUAUAUUACUUGUAAUAGUGAUUUAGAAAGUGUCCGUGAUAUAAUUCAGUUUAAUACGCAUCAUCAUUCUAAAUCGUGUCAAAAAGAAGUGCGGGGACACAAAGUUUGCAGGUAUGGUAUCCCAUUCCUGCCAAUGGAUAAAUCGGUAAUUCUAACGCCAAUAAAAAUUGACAAAACCAAGGAAGCGGAUUUACGUAAGGCCAUGUCUGAAAAGUUUUUGAUGAUAAUGCGUAGGCUUAAAGAUAAACCAGAUUUGUCAUUCGAAAACUUUUUGGCUGACCUUGGUAUGUCUAAGGAUGAGUAUCUUAAUGUUAUACAGCACAACAUAUUUAAAACUACUUUAUUUUUAGAAAGGCAGCCAAAAGAUGGAUUUAUUAACAACUUUAAUGCUGAAAUGUUCUCCAUGAUGAAGAGCAACAUGGACAUUCAAUUAGUUUUUGAGCCAUAUGGUUGUUGUACCUACAUAGUCAACUAUAUCAAUAAGUCUCAAAGAGGUGUAUCUGAUAUUUUAAUGAAGACUAUGGAAGAAAUUAAAAAAGGUAAUUUAGAUGUUAAGGGCAAACUUAAAUCUCUUGCAGCAGCUUUCUUAAAUGCGAGCGAAGUAAGUGCCCAGGAAGCCGCCUACUGUGUGUUACAACUACCGAUGCACGACACCUGUACCUCCUAUGUAUACAUCCAUACAAAUCCAAUCAGGGAAAGGACAAAAAUGUUGAAACCAUUAGCACAACUUAAAGAAAUGGACAAUGACGAUCCCAAUAUUUAUUGUGAUGGUCUUAUAGAACAUUAUGAACAGCGGCCUGAUGAAAUGGAAAACAUAUGUUUAGCAGAGUUUGCGGCCUAUUAUGAUUUCUUUAAGAAACAGGCAGAAACAAAGGCUAACGGUUUACCCUUAAAAGAUGGAAGUGGCGUUUUAGUUAAAAGGGGUCAUGCUAAAAUUUUAGCCUAUCGUAGUUAUGGACUUCAGCAAGACCCUCUUAACUAUUAUAGGGAACAAAUAAUGUUAUACAUCCCAUGGAGAAAUGAAGUGGAUGAAGUUGAAAAUGAUAACAUUGAUCAACAGACCAUAUACAAAGAUCGAUACCAAGAAAUUGUUACAAAUCGACAAAAGUUCAAUGUCUUAGAUGAACAGGUAAUCGACGAAGCACUGAAACUUGCCGAAGACCGAUCAAAUCAAUUAGACGAUGGUGGAUUCGGUGGAGAAAUCGAUGAUGAGUUUAUGCCUUAUGGACUAGACAACCCCAUUUAUGAUCCAUUCAAUCACAUCAUCGAUAAGAAAGACGACGAAGCGCCAGUAAAACAUAUCGCUUUCCCAACGCCUCAUCAGAUAAGCGAUUCAGAGUAUGAAGCCCUCAUAAGCAAACUGAAUCACAAGCAGUAUCAGUUCCUUAAUGUUGUGCAAGACAGUCUAAUUGAAGGGGAACCUUUCUACUGCACACUUAGUGGUCCAGCAGGUACAGGCAAAAGUCACCUGAUUACAGCAAUAACUCAGUCGUUAUUACGCCAUUUCAAUUCAAUACCAGGUAAUAAUCCCGAAAGUUUAAAAGUUUUACUUUGUGCGCCUACAGGUAAAGCGGCAUUUAAUAUCGGAGGUAUAACCUUACAUUCCGCAUUAUCAUUACCUAUCGCUCAGUAUGGUGAACAAUUAAUUCCAUUACACCAUGACACCGUUAAUACUAUUUAUUGUAAUUUAUGUGACUUAAAAUUAAUUAUUAUAGACGAAUAUUCCAUGGUUGGUGCCAGAUUGUUUGACCAUAUUAACAGUAGAUUGCAGCAAAUUUUUAAAUCUGACGCCAUCUUUGGAAAUAUUCCAAUAAUUUUAUGCGGCGAUAAUCGUCAAUUGCCCCCAGUAAUGGAUAUGUAUAUUUUUUGUCCAGUAAAAACAAAUCCGUAUAAAGAAUUAUGUGGAACUUAUUUGUGGGAUCAUUUUAGGUAUUUUGAGCUUACAGAAAUAAUGAGGCAAAAAGAAGACAAGUCUUUUGCAGUUGCCCUAAACAAUAUGGCGUUUGGUAAAAUGACCGACGAAGAUGUAGAGUUGAUCAAGUCCAGGGAAAUUGACAAUAUUGACCUGAUUCCUGAAGACACUAUGCAUUUAUUUGCCACCAAUAGAGAAGUAGAUGCAUUCAAUGAAAUGAAACUUUCUACAUUUCAGACCGAGCGAGCAAUAAGUCAAGCCAGAGACGUAAUCAAAGGAAGUUGCUCAGAACGAUUAAAACAUUUAUUUUUAGAACAUGCUAAAAGUUUAAAAAAAUCAGAGAGUUUUGGCCUAAUGUUAAGUUUAAUAUUGCAGGUAGACGCUAAAUACAUGAUUUCAAUGAAUAUAGAUACCAGUGAUGGGAUAGUAAAUGGUGCAACAGGUAUCCUACGGCAAAUAGACUAUGACCAAAAUAAAGUUCCAUACAGAGUGUGGAUGGAGUUCUUUGAUUCCAAGUCAGGCAAGGAAUGCCGAAAGAGAAACGAGUCCCUUAGGAAGUCUAUGUAUUUAUCACCCACUUGGACACCCAUAGAAAGAGCUGCAAGAGCUGUUAAAGUUCAAAAAGGCAGCAAUGUUCACGUUGAGCGUCUUCAGUUUCCUCUUUUAAUCAGUGAAGGAAUUACAAUCCACAAAAGUCAAGGUGCCACCUAUGAACAAGUAGCUGUUCACAUUGGUAAGGGAAUGACGAGAACCAGUACCUAUGUUGCUUGUAGUCGGGCCACAAAGCUAAGUGGCCUCUACAUCAUUGGUAAGUUUAAGGCCCCUAAACCGGCAACCGAAAAGGAUGCUGCUUAUAAAGAACUGGUAAAUAUGCAAGAAAACAAGCUUUUAACAUCCAAGUAUAACACUCAGUACCUUAAUGAUUCCAAUGUCAAAUACAUUAUUGCUUACCAAAAUGUGCAAAGUCUACCAAAAAAUCUCAAUCUUAUAAAAAAUAAUCCCAUUUUUAAAGAUGCACAUUUCCUAAUUUUUGUUGAAACCUGGUUAUAUAAAAACAAAAAAAAUAUAAAAUUAAAUGAUUUUGAAGUGUUUGCCAACUUGAGUAACGAUCGACCUGUAAGUAAACCCUUUGGCAUAAUUUGUUUCAAGAAAAAAAAUGUGUCAGCAAAAAUAAAGUCAGUGAAAAAAUACACCAAAGAUUUCUCUGGUAUAGUUUUUCAAGCAAUCACAUUUUACUUGAAUGAAAUUUAUGUCAUAGCAGUUUAUAUUCCUCCAAAAUUGAGCAUUGUACAAGCUAAAGUAUGUUUUGAAGACAUUAUUGAUCAACAAAGUGAUAUACUAAUCAUUGGUGAUUUUAAUCAAGAUAUUAUUAAUCAAAAUGAAAAUGGUUUAAAAAAUUAUUUAAUAUCUAAAAGUUUAAGUUGCAAAUUGAGUAUUGGCGAAUCAACUACAAAAUCAAAAACUCAAAUUGAUUGGCUUUUUAGUAAUUUUAAUAAUUUAAGUUACAAUAUUUAUAAUACUGUUUACAGUCACCAUAAAUCUCUAGUGGUUAGUAUUUAUAAUAAAGGUUUUAUUCCGAAGCAGCUAAAUCAGAACGUUGAUAACAAUAAACCAUUCACAAAAGGUUUUAACGAACUAAAAUUUAAUACCAAGCAAAUCCAAACACAAAGUUCAUUAUUUGACUCUACUUGCCAAAGUGUAGAUAAUGACAUGGUAAUAGAUAUUAGUUCAGAUCAUGAAAACAAUCUCAACUUAUUUAAUAAACCACCUGCUUUAUUAAACAACGAUAUGGUGUCAUGUUAUGCAAAUAGCACCAUACAGUCAUUUUUAUGUUUGCCUGAAUUUCGCGUUUCUAUUUCAAAGCGAAAUACAGCGCUAAACAGUGCUCUAAAUGAUAUUAUGCUCACCAAAAUUAAUUCCACAUUAAAAGUUCGACAAUUGGUGUCUGGUCGAAAUGGUGAAAAUUUUGCUGUAAAUCAACAAAUGGACGCUCAAUCGUUUUGUCAAUCUUUAAUAAGAAAAUUAGAUGCAGAUGAUUUCGGCAUUUUUAUAAAAGCUAAUGUUCAUGAACUUUUAAAUUGUCAAAAUUGUAAUAUUAAUAUCAAUGAAGAUGGACAAGUAAUAUACACUCACUUUCUUUAUUUUCCUGAAAACUGUGGCAAUUUAAUUGACUUUAAUUCAAUGUUAAUGUUAAAAGACUCUGAUAGAAUGUGCCCACAGUGUGGCAAUAAUCUGAAAACACGCUCAGUGGUUACCGGCCAGAAAUAUUUGGUAGUAUGUCUUCAGAGAAUUGGCCCUCAAGGGAAUAAGAUAAAUGCUAAAUUUUAUAAUUUUGCUUCUGAAAGUGUUAUUUUAGAUGAUCAAAUAUUCAGAGUAAAAAGUGUUGUUAGGCAUCAUGGAAACACCAUUGGAUCUGGUCAUUAUACAUCUAUAGUUAAUUAUAACGAUCAGUGGUGGAAGUGUGAUGAUAAUCGCAUAAGUAGAAUAUCUAGUUUUGAUAACAGUUUAGAAGAUGUAUAUUUAAUACUAUUAGAAAAAUGUUAAAUUUUGUUAAAAUACUAGGACCAACCUAUUAAACGUAAAGAAAAUUACAAAUGGGCAAAGCAAUUUUAAAAAGAGUUUUGCAUUACCAAAAAUAAGCCAUAAGUGAUUAAUUAUUCGCUUUCACAAUGAAAAUCCCUUUUCUAAUUUCUUAUAUAUAUUGCUAAAUUGUUAUUUUGGACAAUCAAAUAGUUAGACUUUAAACAGAACUACAUAAAAAAGAACACAUUUUUAAAUGUGAAUAACUUUAUCUUUUAAAUCCCAAUGAUAGCUGUUAAAAAUAAUACUAGUAUCGAAAAAUGAGUUAAAAAAUGUAAAUAAAAUUAUUGGAAUGUAUAGACAAUUAAUUACCAUAUUAUUAUUUCAAAAUCUAUGCCUGUUUCAAGGGUAUAUUAAAAUAAAAUAGCAGUUUGGUAUUUGUUACAAUGAUUUAUUGAAAACGAGAAAUUUGUAUCGAUAAUAAACUAUGAUUGUCUUAUAGCUUUAGCUACAGCACCACUUGACAUUAAUAGCAACUUAAGUUAACAAAAAGGCUUAAACAAAAGUACUAAAACAGCUAAAAAUGCUAAAGUACCAAAAGCCCAAAAACACUAAGCUGCUAAAAAAUGUCCAAGUUAUGUUGUGCUAAAACAUUAAUCCAAUCAGGUACAAUGAAUACUAAUUUAUUUUUAUACUGUUUUGGUUGAGCAAUUACCAAAAUAACUGCAUAAAAAUAAUGUAAUAAUAACUAAGAAUUUAUUUAUUUAUUAAUGGUAAUGUAAAUAAAUAUAAACAUAAUUUAAUUUCAGAAUAGUUAACCAAAAGAUAAAGUUUUUUAAGCCUAGUCAAUUUUUGAGCCCGAAAAAUAGGCCUAUUUAGAAGUUAAUUACAAGUUAAGCAUUUACCUGAAUUACACUUACUUAAUUUAUUAUUAUUAUCUUAUAAAUGAAUAAAGUAUCAGUUUGGCAUUUUAAAUCCUAUUUAAAUUUGUAAAAAGGUAAUAAUCAUUACGUUUAAAUAAUAUAUGACCAACAAAUAGUUUUCACAUCAUAAUUGAAGUUAUCAUACUUUUCUUUCAUAAUGAUAAACUAUGAUUGUCUUACAGUUUUAGCUACAGUACCACUUGACAUUAAUAGCAACUUUGGUAAAUAAAAGGCUUAAACAAAAGUACUAAAACAGCUAAAAAUGCUAAAGUACCAAAAAGCCCGAACACACUAUAAGCUGCUAACAAAUGUCCAAGUUAUGUUGUGCUAAAAUAAUAAUCCAAUCAGGUACAUCAAAUACUAAUUUUAUUUUUGUCUGGUUGGUCAAUGUCAUUAAAGAUUUUAAUGUCUAAUAUAAAUAGACAAGUAUAAUGUUCUUAUAAUUUUGUAAUAUGUUUAAUUUGAAAUGUUAAAGAAAACAUAGUAAAAUAUAUUUUUUAAAGGGCAAGAAAAAAUUGUAGGCAAAUAUUUCUGUUUUACUAUUUUAUCACAUUUUAAGUAAUUUUUAUUAAUCUUUUAAAUGUAUCCAGUAUUAGUAUUGGUAUUUUCAAUCCUAUUUAAGUUUAUAAAAUGGAGAUGAAGUUUACAUUUAAAUUUACAUAUGACCAACAAGUACUUUCAACAUCAUAAUUAAUUGAAGUGAUCAUAAUUUGCUUUGAUAAUUAUAAACUAUGAUUGUCUUAUAGCUUUAGCUACGGUACCACUUGACAUUAAUAGCAACUUUAGUAAAUAAAAGGCUUAAACAAAAGUACUAAAACAGCUAAAAAUGCUAAAGUACCAAAAGCCCGAACACACUAUAAGCUGCUAACAAAUGUCCAAGUUAUGUUGUGCUAAAAUAAUAAUCCAAUCAGGUACAUCAAAUACUAAUUUUAUUUUUGUCUGGUUGGUCAAUGUCAUUAAAGAUUUUAAUGUCUAAUAUGAAUAGACAAGUUUAAUGAUUUUAUAAUUUUGCAAUAUAUUUAAUCUGAAAUGUUAAAGAAAACAACAAAUUACAUUAUUUCAAGAGCAAGAAAUUGUAGAAAAAUAUUUCUUUUUUUUUACUAUUUUAUUACGUCUUAACUCAUUUUUAUUAUCUUAUAAAUGUAUAAAGUAUUAGUAUAGGGAUUUUCAAUCUUAUUUUAGUUUCUAAAAUAGUAAUAACAUUUACGUUUAAAUACAUGACUGGCCAACAAGUACUUUUAACAUCAUAAUUAAAGUUAUCAUAAUUUGCUUUGAUAAUGAUAAACUAUGAUUGUCUUAUAACUUUAGCUGCAGUACCACUUGACAUUAAUAGCAACUUAAGUAAAUAAAAGGCUUAAACAAAAGUACUCAAACAGCUAAAAAUGCUAAAGUACAAAAAGCCCAAACACACUAUAAGCUGCUAAGCAAUGUUCAAGUUAUGUUGCGCUAAAACAAUAAUCCAAUCAGGUACAUCAAAUACUAAUUUUAUUUUUGGCCGGUUGGUCAAUGUUAUUAAGGAUAUUCAUGCCUAAUAUAUGAGCAUAAUUAUCUUAUAAUUUUGCAGUCUGUUUAAUUUUAAAUGUUGUUAUUCUUAUAUUAUAUUGUAUUAUCUAAGGGGCAAAAAAAAAUAGAACAAAUACUUAAAAACAGAAUUUAAAAAAUAUUCUCAUAAUGUUAAUACUUAAUAAACAAUAAUAUUAUACAUAUAAUGGUCAACAAAUUACAAGACAGUUUCAAUAAUAAUUGGCAGAAUUCAAGUAUAGUACAAAGGCUAAUACAUGAAUGAGUACCUACCUAAAUAGCUAAAAAAACGCUAAAAUAAAAGGUACUAAAAGCCUCAAAACAGUACAAAAAUUACUGGAAGUUGCCGGUUUUAUUGUUUAUACAAUUACGUGCAUAUUUAUGUAGCACUUUUUUCCAGUUGACCAAUUUUACAAUAUUGAGAUAAACUAGAAAAUAUUUGGCACUAGAGUAUUAACAAAUUGAGUAUUAUUAGUCAAGACAUGCAAAACAGUCAAGACUUAAUCGUAACUAUUGAUAAAGGAAUACUUUUGUUAUUUUUAAUAUCUCUCUAAAAAAAGAAUUAAAAUAUAUUUUUAUUUCAACAAAUAAAAAUAUAUUUUGGCAACUGUUGACUAGUUGGCCCCGCAGCAACAAUUGUCUA
This is a messenger RNA of Anthonomus grandis grandis, 10697 nucleotides long. RefSeq lists its product as uncharacterized. Gene Ontology annotation, biological process: protein deubiquitination; telomere maintenance; DNA repair. The transcript has 4 exons. Gene Ontology annotation, molecular function: cysteine-type deubiquitinase activity; DNA helicase activity. Bases 1101 to 7634 code for a protein of 2177 amino acids. NCBI's taxonomy places the organism in Eukaryota, Metazoa, Arthropoda, Insecta, Coleoptera, Curculionidae. The record is from RefSeq and is a predicted model, not a curated record.